ACCAGAUGCAGACAGGUCAAGACACUGACCACAUGACGCUAGCAUGUCCGCACGUACGAAUCGGUUUUAGCCAGAUAACUGGUCGAUCGCUGCAGCAAGAACAAACAGUGCCAUUUUCAGAAAAUAUGGACCUAAAUAGUCCCACGGACUUAACUCUAAAAAUUCGUCAACAGAAACCAGCAAAUUCCGAUAGCGCUGGUCCUCUCACACAUAAAGGGGAUUCAUCCCGGAGUUCAUCAGUUCAAGAAUUGCCCGAGGUCAAGCGAAUCAGGCCGCAGCCGCGUACCCCAAAUGAUAUGACGCCUUUCUCGGUGGAUGAUAUAUUGGAUCCCACCAAGUUUAGAGGGUCAGCACGCUCUCACUCUCCUUGGUUUUUCACCACGCACACAGAUUCGGAGCUGGAUCAUGAAGAUGACGAUUGUCCAGCAGACGUGGACACCGAUCAAGAAAAUGCGAAUUUGAGAGUGUCCAGCACCAAAAGUGACCAACCGGAUAAAAGUAACGACAACAGGUCAGAUAGUAAUCGCCAACCGCAAGGAGAGAAACACGGAGCAAAACCUAGCAGCAAGAAGAAAUCCGUGAACGAAAACAAGGCGGGGAAACCUCGUCGAGCUAGGACGGCUUUUACGUACGAACAGUUGGUAGCCCUGGAAAACAAGUUCAAAACAACCCGAUACCUAUCGGUGUGUGAGCGUCUAAACUUAGCACUGUCGUUACGACUAACAGAAACUCAGGUCAAAAUCUGGUUCCAAAACCGGAGAACCAAGUGGAAGAAGCAGAACCCAGGAAUGGAUGCCAACAGUCCUACGAUACCCCCGUCCCCUACAUGUAACCUUCCUAACGGAUACACAGCCAUGCCGCACUACCAGUCGCCAGCCGCUGUUGGACUCUUCUACGGCUCUCAGUUCCCGUACCUCGCGGCAACCGGCGCUGCGGGACUGCCGUUCACGAUGUUGUCUCCUGCAUCUGCUGUACAUCAAUUCGGGAUAACACAUCCUCACAUGGCUUAUCUAGGCCGGUCGUGA
Messenger RNA from Limulus polyphemus (Atlantic horseshoe crab), 1025 nucleotides. RefSeq names its product homeobox protein slou-like. Bases 6 to 1025 code for a protein of 339 amino acids. Gene Ontology annotation, molecular function: RNA polymerase II cis-regulatory region sequence-specific DNA binding; DNA-binding transcription factor activity, RNA polymerase II-specific. Gene Ontology annotation, biological process: cell differentiation; regulation of transcription by RNA polymerase II. The record is from RefSeq and is a predicted model, not a curated record. The transcript has 2 exons. NCBI's taxonomy places the organism in Eukaryota, Metazoa, Arthropoda, Merostomata, Xiphosura, Limulidae. Gene Ontology annotation, cellular component: nucleus.